AUGUCCGGAGCGGCGGACUACCAGGAGAUGGCGGCGUCGGUGCCGCCCUCGCUGAAGGCCAUCACGCUGACGUACGUCCGCUACCGCCGGGGCGACCCGCUGGGUCUCUUCCUCGCGUGGGUCUCCCUCGUCCCGGUUUUCAUCAGCCUCGGCGGUUUCGUCUCCCACUUCCUCUUCCGUCGGGAGCUCCAGGGCCUCUGCUUCGCCGCGGGGCUCCUCGUCUCUCAGGUCCUCAAUGAGCUCAUAAAGGACUCCGUCGCGCAGUCCCGCCCGGCGUACUGCGAGUUGCUCGAGGCCUGCGACUCCCACGGUUGGCCGUCCAGCCACUCGCAGUACAUGUUCUUCUUUGCCACCUACCUGUCGCUCCUGUCCCUCCGCCGGUCGCGCGCGCGCCAGGUGAUCGCCGCCGUGCCAUGGCCGCUUGCCUUCCUCACCAUGCUGUCCAGGGUCUACCUAGGCUACCAUACCGUCGCGCAGGUUUUCGCGGGAGCAGUAGCGGGCCUCGUGUUUGGUGCUAUCUGGUACUGGAUUGUCAAUACCAUGCUUGUUAAUUACUUCCCAAUGAUUGAGGAGAGUGCAAUCGGGAGGUGGUUGUACAUCAAGGAUACAUCUCAUAUUCCAGAUGUGCUCAAAUUUGAGUAUGAUAACGCAAGGGCAGCAAGGAAGAAAGUUGCUACUGAUUGA
This is a messenger RNA of Miscanthus lutarioriparius, 684 nucleotides long. NCBI's taxonomy places the organism in Eukaryota, Viridiplantae, Streptophyta, Magnoliopsida, Poales, Poaceae. The record is from the annotation of a GenBank genome assembly.